AUGCGGGUAUCUAGUCAGCGUCUUCUCACUCGUUCAUCGCCUCUGUCUACAUCCCAGCUUGCUCCAACUGUACUACUCGACGAUGGGGCCGAGUUUGAUUCUGCAGCUUUUGACUAUCCUUCUAUGUCCAUGGAAGAUGAAACUUUACCCCCAAAGCGCAAGCGCACAGCUGGUGAUAAUCCUCUGCUCAUUUGGUUAGGCGAACAUGAUACAUAUCUUUUGGAGAUCAUUCGAUUAGACGGACGUGGGGACAAUCGUGGAGAUGUAUGUGCAGGCGGCUGUGGCUCUGAUCCUGGACAGUUCCGAUGUGAGGAUUGUGACGACAUGCAGCUAUACUGUGCUAUGUGCACACUGAGAAAUCAUGUCCGGUCUCCCUCCCAUCGCAUACAGGAGUGGAACAGCAUGUUUUUCCAGGUUACCUCGUUGAAGAAGUUGGGACUUCAUAUCCAGCUCGGGCAUCCCAUUGGUCAACGUUGCAUUCUCCCGCAACAGGCAUUCAAUGACGACUUCGUGCUGAUAGAUACGAAUGGAAUACAUGAAAUUGCAUUGGACUUCUGUGGUUGUGAGACGUCUCAAACGCACGUCAAACAACUGCUUCGCCACAGGUGGUUCCCUGCAACGUCAACAGAUCCAAGGACGGCUGCGACAUUUCGGCUUUUGCACCACUAUCAGAUACUGUCGUUUGAAUCAAAGGCUUCUGCAUAUGAGUUUUAUCACUCGCUCGUGCGUCUCACGGAUAACACAGGGAUGACGAAACGAAAGGAUCGUUAUGAAGCCUUCAUGCGGAUGUGGCACAAAAGGCUCUGGACACGGAUAAAGUCCUUCCCUCAAGCUUACGGUUUGGACCACUUCAUAAAAACUAUUCGCUUCUUCGUGCCAAAGUUUCACCUCCCCGCACACGUUACAAAGUGUCAGACCCUUUUCUCUUUCAAUUUCAUGCGUUUCGUUGGCCGCACAGAUGGCGAGGCCCCAGAGAGAGGGUGGUCAAACAUCAACCCCGUGGCCUCAAGUACGAAGGCAAUGGGGCCUGGCUGCCGUCGUGAUACGCUCGACGACUAUUUUGGAGAUUGGAACUGGAAGAAAACUGUUGGCUUUGGCGCGUCUCUCCUCCUUAAGAUGAAGGAUACCCUUGCCGAGAAGGCUGAACACGAGAUGGCAUUCGAAGAAUUUGACACUGUUGUCACUCCGGACCAUCGCUCCACAUGGUUGGCAGAGAUGGAAGUUUGGGAAGGUAAUCCCAACAACAUGAGUAUCCCUAAUCCGCUGGAGGCUAAAGCUAUGUCCAUUACACAGGCAGGCGCAUGCCUCAAGCUCGCUGAGCUGGAGGCUGAGGAACUUCAUGUUCUCAUUGCCUCUGGCAUAGACCUUGAAGAGGAACAGCGUCGUCUGAGCACUACCGUCGAGUCCUUGGGUCUUCAUGUGACCGAUACGCAAAAGGCCAACAUUGUACGAUUACGGAACUCACUCUAUCGUAAAAUCAAUACAUGGAGAUGCGCCCAAGUCCUAUACCUACCCGUGGUUCAAGAUCUUAUCAAUCAGGCAGCGUGCAACGUUCAAGAGAAUGCCGAGUACAUGAAGCUCUGGCUCCCUUCGCAGCUGAGAGGCAAACCAUGCGACACGUGCCUGCAAAACGACGAGUGGGAAUUGCGCUAUGCUCAGGCAUAUGAUGCCCUCGAAGAAAUUCGUCAGUGCUUGCGGAUACAUUGCUCUCUGCUUAUGUUCAAGAGAGAAUGGAUCUGCGGGCAAGGUUCAAACACGCGAGCACAGAAUGCUCUCGCUCGUGUCCAUGGAAGACGGACUGCAUGCGUAAAGCAAUACAGAUCGGCAUGGGUGGCACUCAAUGUUCUAGCUACGGUUCUGAAGAAGAAGGAUUGGCGGGGUAGGUUACAGGAACUGGUGGACGAUGAUAUCAAACCCCUGGUAGAUCCUUUCGCUACUGGUGAAGGUAGACGUCAAGUCUCAUGGAUCUGGAUGAUGGAGGGCGUCAAUCGCGGUAAUGACGGGGAUACUGAUGGUGUACGUAUCGAGUGGUGCAAGAGUCGUGCAAGAGCACUGCGGUGGGCAGAAGAGGUAGAGUUGCUGAGGGAAGAGAUGCGCAGAGUGCUUCAGUUUCUUGCCUGGCAGGCAGCGUGGUGGGACGGACAGGGAAAUCGGCGCGUUAGAGAGUGUGCUGCGGAAACCGAAGGUUUAAAGGCAUAUGCUGCCCGGCAGGCAAAUCUCCGUCGCAGGCUGGGAGGGCAUUUUUGCAUGCUGUGGGCACCUCAUCUCUCAGCGCAAGCUCUUGAUGAACUUACUACUCUCGCAUCCAUCAACGUGUCACCCGAACUUUCAUUGCCGGACCUCACUAUACCCGACAUCCCCUAG
Molecule: messenger RNA, 2364 nt
Organism: Suillus plorans
Lineage: Eukaryota; Fungi; Basidiomycota; Agaricomycetes; Boletales; Suillaceae
Exons: 9
Coding region: 1-2364 (787 amino acids)
Source: RefSeq, a predicted model, not a curated record